AUGCUCAACUCCACUUCCUCAGACUCACUAUAUGCCUCCCUGCUGAAUAACACUGGCUCCACUCUGAUGGGGGAGGCUGUAGCUUUCCCUAAAGACAGCUUCACUAAUGCUCUGACCAAGAAUAUAGUGGCCAUGCUGGUUUGGCUGACCCUCAGCAUUAUCAACAGCACCAUGGUGCAUACCUUCCUCCGACACAGUCUCUUCUAUGAGAACCCGCGGUACAUCAUGUUCAUCUGUAUGGUGAUCAAUGACGCUCUGCAGCUCAGCCUUGUAACAGCUUUAUACGUAGGCAGCUACAUCUUCAGGAAGAUCCACACCUCCGUUUGCUGCCUCCUGAUCAUGACGGCUGUCCUGACCACACGCUCCACUCCUCUGAUCCUGGCUGGCAUGGCAGUGGAGCGCUACAUCGCCAUCUGCUUCCCCCUGCACUAUAGCCAAAUGUGUACCGUCCCUCGCACCCAGCUCCUCAUCUGUGUCAUCCUUAUCCUGACAGCCACCCCUCCAAUCACUGACCUGCUCAUCACUGUUGUCAAAGAGCCUCCCAGUUUCUUCCAGACCUCCAUUUUUUGUGAUCACUCAUUGCUUUUCCGUGACCGCUCCAUUUACUACAAGAACUGUGUGUUUGAUGGGACUUACCUCUCCUUUGUGGCUCUGACAUUGCUUUACACCUACUGUAAGAUCAUGCUGACAGCACGAGCUGCCUCUAUGGGCCUGGCAUCAGUGAAAAGAGCUAGAAACACUGUGUUGCUUCAUGGUGUACAGCUGCUGCUGUGCAUGCUUGCCUUUGUGGUUCCCUCUCUCCAGGCUGCUCUCAUCUCCCUCUUUCCCCGCCUCAGUCUGGAGAUUCGUUACAUCUUCUUCCUGCUCGUCUAUAUCAUACCCCGUUUCCUGAGCCCUGUCAUCUAUGGUUUUCGGGACGAACAGUUCAGGAGAUACUGGAUCCGGUAUCUGACCUGCAGGAGUCGAAGUAUUGUCAGGGUCAGACCGGUGUUGCUAAAAGUGAACUUGGAGACUAAAUAA
Molecule: messenger RNA, 1020 nt
Organism: Sphaeramia orbicularis (orbiculate cardinalfish)
Lineage: Eukaryota; Metazoa; Chordata; Actinopteri; Kurtiformes; Apogonidae
Product: odorant receptor 131-2-like
Exons: 4
Coding region: 1-1020 (339 amino acids)
Biological process (GO): detection of chemical stimulus involved in sensory perception of smell; G protein-coupled receptor signaling pathway
Cellular component (GO): membrane
Molecular function (GO): olfactory receptor activity; G protein-coupled receptor activity; odorant binding
Source: RefSeq, a predicted model, not a curated record